GGGAAAAAAUUGGGAAUUUGUGGCAAACCCGGUUCCCCUUCCCUUCCCAGGAUGAUCCCGGCCCCCAGCGCCUCCUUCUCGCUGUCGGACCUGGCCCCGGGCCGGGACUACGAGCUGUGCGUGCUCGCCGUGUUCUCGGACGCGCGGAGCUCGCUGCCGGCCACGCGGCCCCUGGGCUGCUCCCGCUUCUCCACCCGGCCGGAAUUCCGGCCCUGCCGCUCCCUCCAGGCUCAGUUUUUGGGGGGCACCAUGAUCAUCGUCAUCGGCGGCAUCAUCGUGGCCUCGGUGUUGGUUUUCAUCUUCAUCCUGUUGAUGAAGUACAAGAUCCACAACAACCACCCCAAGGCCAAGGGCAAGUCCAACGUUUGCUCCCAGACCAACGGGUCCCAGAGCGGCUCCAUGGGCAGGUCCAGCUCCAAGCUGGGGGAGAGUUGGCAGCACCUGGAAAAUUCCGGAGGCGUCGGCAAAGGGAGGGCGGGGGGCGAGUGGGAAGGGGAGAAAGGGGAAGGGGCCGAGGUGGGGUCGUGA
Oenanthe melanoleuca is the source of this 528-nucleotide messenger RNA. Its product is annotated as leucine-rich repeat and fibronectin type-III domain-containing protein 3-like. The transcript has a single exon. NCBI's taxonomy places the organism in Eukaryota, Metazoa, Chordata, Aves, Passeriformes, Muscicapidae. The coding region runs from base 52 to 528 and encodes 158 amino acids. Gene Ontology annotation, molecular function: protein binding. The record is from RefSeq and is a predicted model, not a curated record.